UUGACUGGAGCCCCCUUCUCUCGUUACGCAGAGGAAUGGGACAGACACAGAUAGAGGUGGGCAGAGGUGUGACUGAGUGGACACAGGCAGCUGGGCUCCUGCCAUCUCUCACUUUUAUUUAGGGGCUCUCACAAAGAGAAGGGCUGAAAAGUGUAGCAGGAGGUUUUUUUUUAGGCGUAUAUAGGGGGAUAGUUUGCUCUUUUAAAUUCUCAGGAGUUUCUUCUCUUUUUAUUCUGAGCAGUUUAUCUGGAGGUUGUGAGCUGGGUGGAGUUCUCUUUGCCUCCGGGACAGUCCCUGUGGAGCUCGGGUUACCAUGCACAGGAUGGUGGAGGUUUGGGUCACCGUGCUGACACUGUCAGCUCUGACCGAAGGGGUGUUCGGGGGGUACGGGCUCAGCAUGUUCGCGGCUCAGUCCUCCCCUCCGGACCCGUGUUACGACGAGAACGGCAACCCGCGCAGAUGCAUCCCGGACUUCGUCAACUCCGCUUUCGGUAAGGACGUGCGGGUUUCCAGCGUGUGCGGGAGCCCCGCCGCCAGGUACUGCGUGGUGACCGAGAAGGGAGAGGAGAGGACCCGGGACUGCCACACCUGCGACGCCGGAGACCCCAAGAAGUCUCAUCCUCCCGCGUACCUAACGGACCUGAACAACCCGCACAACCUGACGUGCUGGCACUCCGAGAACUACAUGCAGUUCCCGCAGAACGUCACGCUCACUUUGUCUUUAGGGAAAAAGUUUGAGGUGACCUACGUGAGCCUGCAGUUCUGCUCACCCAGACCGGAAUCCAUGGCGAUCUACAAGUCCAUGGACUACGGCAAGUCGUGGGUGCCGUUUCAGUAUUACUCCACGCAGUGUAAGAAGAUGUACAACCGGCAGAACAAAGCAGCGAUCACCAAACAGAACGAGCAGGAGGCGAUCUGCACCGACUCCCACACCGACAUGCACCCUCUGACCGGCGGACUCAUCGCCUUCAGCACCCUGGACGGGAGACCCUCCGCGCACGACUUCGACAACUCCCCGGUGCUGCAGGACUGGGUGACGGCCACCGACAUCAAGGUGAUCUUCAGCCGGCUGCACACCUUCGGGGACGAGAACGAGGACGACUCGGAGCUGGCGCGAGACUCCUACUUUUACGCCGUGUCGGACCUGCAGGUCGGAGGUCGCUGCAAGUGCAACGGGCACGCGUCAAAGUGCGUGAAAGACCGAGAGGGGAACCUGGUGUGUGAGUGCAAACACAACACGGCGGGACCCGAGUGCGACAGGUGCAAACCUUUCCACUACGACCGUCCGUGGCAGCGCGCCACGGCACGAGAGGCCAACGAGUGUGUCGCAUGCCACUGUAACCUGCACGCCCGCCGCUGUCGUUUCAACAUGGAGCUGUACAAGCUAUCAGGCCGGAGGAGCGGCGGCGUCUGCCUCAACUGUCGUCACAACACGGCCGGACGCCACUGCCACUACUGCAAGGAGGGCUACUACAGAGACAUGACCAAGUCCAUCUCUCACCGCAGGGCGUGCAAAGCAUGCGAUUGCCAUCCAGUCGGAGCAGCAGGAAAGACGUGUAACCAGACGACGGGCCAAUGUCCCUGCAAGGACGGAGUGACAGGAAUCACCUGCAACCGCUGUGCCAAAGGCUACCAGCAGAGCCGCUCUCCCAUCGCCCCCUGCAUCAAGAUCCCGGUUGCAUCUCCGACAGCUACUUACAGCAGCUACGAGGAGCCGUCAGAUUGUGAAUCUCACUGCAAAGCCUCCAAGGGAAAGAUGAAGAUCACCAUGAAGAAAUACUGUAAAAAAGAUUACGCUGUCCAAGUUCACGUUCUAAAAGGCGACAAGUCGGGCGAGUGGUGGAAGUUCACCGUCAACAUCAUUUCCGUCUACAAACAAGGUGACAACCGCAUACGCCGCGGCGACCAGCUGCUGUGGGUGCGUGCCAAAGACGUGGCGUGCAAAUGCCCGAAGAUCAAACCCGGGAGGAAGUACCUCCUCCUCGGCACGGACGAUGACUCCCCCGGACAGAGCGGCGUGGUGGCAGACAAGGGGAGCCUGCUCAUCCCUUGGAAGGACCUGUGGGGUCGCCGGCUGAGGAAGUUCCAACAGCGUGACAAGAGGGGGAAGUGCUAAAAGUGGCUUCAGAGGAGGGAGGGCGAUGGAGGCAAAAAAAAAUGUCUCCGCCGGGAUGAAUGCACGAAGGAGGAGAGGAUGAAUGAAAAAAAAAUAAACUGGAGAGUAUGACAUAGAAAGACACAGGUGAAUAUUCGGAGAGAAAGGGAAGGACUGAGUGCUGCUGCUCUGAGACGGAGCGAAGAGUUUAGUCUUUUUUUUUUUAGGAACUUUUGUGAAGGAGCUCAUUCCACGGUUGUUUUGUCGUUUCAAGGUUUGUUUUGUUGUUUAAUUGCAGAGUUUGCACCUAAUGUCACAGAUAUGUCAUAUCCUGACUCUGUUACCCAUGAUGCCUUUUGAUUUUUUUUUUACAGUCCCAUGUUUAGUUGAUUUAAGGAGCAUUGCACCUACUUUUGACCCUUUUUGUAUUUUAAGAGAAAAACGUUACCAAUGUGUUGGCACUUCAUGGCGUUCAUCAUAUUCAAACGGCGGACACUUUUCUGUCCCGUAGUGCUCCAGACGGGAGGCUCGAUCGAGGUUAUUUUGUUGUAUUGCCGUGUUUGAGGUUGCAAAUCAUAGAAACAUAAAGGUUCCUGCUUCCCACUGGAUCAGUGAAAACCUGAACGGACGUCAGUGCAUAUUUAAUUCUGAGGCGACUUUUGAGCUUCUUCUCCUUUACUCAGCAGACGUCUGUUCAACAUGAGUUCUGUUGAAGGUUCAGCCUAAAGUUAAAGUUAAUGUUUUCCUUUUCACUGUGACUUUGCUGAAAGUCAGGGUUGGUCAUUUCCUCCACAUUCACUUUUUAAGAUUUCUUGUUGAAAAUGUGUUUAGGUCCUGACAGAAAUGAAUAACUCAUGUUCUCUGAAAAAGGAACUUCUUCACUUCUUUGUGUCUUUUCAGUGAUUCUGUUUUGUCAGGUUUCCUAGCUUAUAUGAUUUGCAACCAGGAAGACAGUGAUAUGACCGAUUAUCUUGCGGUGUGUACCCCGCUUUACUGAGGGUGAGCGUGUUUUGGAUUCACUUUCUAGACUUUGGUGCUCACCAGAAACUAUCCCUUGAGCAUGAAAGAGUUAAUGGUGCGCACCAGAAUCAGAAAUGUUCAUGCUUCUCUGCUCAUGUGCCCUUUAGAGGCUCCAAACAUAUUUAAGCUCGAGAGCAGAGCUGAGAAAAUAUUCAUAAACAUAAUGGGUGCAAUUUUUGUCCCUGAGCUCCCGGCUCAUAUCCAAGUGUUACCUCAGUGAGAAAAAGAAAACUGCCAUAAUGAUCGUCAGCUCAUUCUGUGUAGCGAUCACAUUUCAUGUUCUUUGCUCGGCGCUUAACGGUGUAUCAACGGUAUGUUGUGGUUGUGACCUCUGCAAUGUAAAGUAACCAUACGUGCAUACAUAGACAUUAUUUUUCCUUAGAUGAUGAGAGUAGAGUAGACAAGUCAACCAUGCACUUAUCUUCACUAGUUAGAACUUUAAGAACAUAUGAGAUAUGUUUUAGAGAGGCGUCCAAAAACAAAGAAGAUCCCGUCAUCGCCGCCACAUGAUGCAAAAAAAAACUCUCAACGUUGAGUCAUUUCUGCCUCAAUGAUGUUUUUUUUCUUUUACAGCUACGACUUGGGAUUUUAUUUUUGAAUAAAGAAAACCUUUUAAGUUGGAUUUCAAAGUAAAAGAGUGAAGAAGAAAACAGAAAACAUGGACCUAUCAACAGUCCUCAUACCACUGAACUGAUGCAUGCUCACUACUUACUGUAGCUGACUGAUAGCUAACCAUGAUUGUGAAUUAUGUACACUUUUACUUUGUAUACAGUGUUCAGUGUUGUGGGAAAAUAACCUGUGGAGUGAUAGAAUAUCACACGUUUAUUGUACAGUGCUUUCGGCACGCUGAGUCAAAACGUUUUUGAGGGCCACGAUAAAGACUUGGCGCCCGACGAACAGACCGACUGUCGACAUGUUAUAUAGCUGUAUAGUAUUAUUACUUUUUAUUUUGUGUUUAAAAAAACAUUAACUAGAGCUUUUUCCAUGUGAACUAAACCAGAGUUUUUAAACACUAGAGGCUUAAUGAACGGAAAAACAAAUAAAUGUCAGAGAGAGAGAGAGAGAGAGAGAGAGACAGAGAGAGAGAGAGAGAGAGAGAGAGAGAGAGAGAGAGAGAGAGAGAGAGAGAGAGAGAGAGACUGAUUCUGACUUACACUCAGUCAUACAAACACACUUAACUACGAGGGACACCUCAGUACUCGGUGCAUCACACUGUAUUUCUCUACACACACACACACACACACACACACACACACACACACACACACACACACACACACACACACACACACACACACACACACACACACACACACACAGGUUUUUGGUACUCCUGCCCUCAGACAGAUCCCGUCUGAUUAAUUCUCUGUUCCUCCAUCAGCUUGUAAAUGUUGUUCAGCGGUGUCCAUAGCAACACAAAGGUUGUGUAAUGUCCUGUAAUACUAAUAUAUUAUGUUUAUCACAAAUGAAUAUAUUUAAUGACACAUGAAUCGAUGUGGCUUACGUGGUUUUUAUGUUUUGAUCUUUUCUUUUUCUUUUUUUACUUUUUUUUGCAUUGAAUUGUAGACGGCUGUCAUGAGAAGUGUUGAUCUGUGUUUGGAUAUUUGAACAGCCCAAUAGAACUGAAGAUUAAUUCAUCUGAAAUAAAGCUGUUUGAAAAAAAACAAAAAAAAAACAAUCUGUGGAUGAUCA
Molecule: messenger RNA, 4807 nt
Organism: Labrus bergylta (ballan wrasse)
Lineage: Eukaryota; Metazoa; Chordata; Actinopteri; Labriformes; Labridae
Gene: ntn1b
Product: netrin 1b
Biological process (GO): tissue development; animal organ morphogenesis
Molecular function (GO): protein binding
Source: RefSeq, a predicted model, not a curated record